Messenger RNA from Zeugodacus cucurbitae (melon fly), 2222 nucleotides. RefSeq names its product proton-coupled folate transporter. Lineage: Eukaryota; Metazoa; Arthropoda; Insecta; Diptera; Tephritidae. The transcript has 9 exons. Gene Ontology annotation, cellular component: membrane. The record is from RefSeq and is a predicted model, not a curated record. Bases 363 to 2012 code for a protein of 549 amino acids. Gene Ontology annotation, biological process: transmembrane transport. Gene Ontology annotation, molecular function: transmembrane transporter activity.
UUGUUUAACUAUAUUUAUACAUACAUAUAUAUUUGUAUAUGCAUCUAGAACCCAAACAAAAUCUUAGGCGCGUCGGUACGCCAACGAGCGACGCCAACGUCUUCACACUUCGCUUUGGAAGUACGCGAAUUUCAUAUCGAACUCGUUCGAACGCAGUUUAAUUUGAGCGGUUGGCGCGCACAGUCCUUGUAUUGACCACAACAAAGGCGGAGUAAACGAUCGUUCCCAGGUUUACACUACACUCUCACACAAAUGCAUAUCAGUACGAAUAUAAAUAUCGGUUAGCUCACCGUUUUCCUACACAUAAUCAAGGGUAAAUCGCUUUGUUAGUGGACUCUAGUGAAUUUGGUGAGCCGCGCAAAAUGGACACAGGACCGAAUGAGUGUAGUACGCUGCUGGCGAAGCAUCAUCGUUCGCGGAAAUACACGCGAAACAGCAGUGUCGGCAGUGCAGAGCUUCCGAGUGAUAUGUUAUCCGAUGCUUCGAUAUCAUCGUUAUCUGAUCAAGCUAAUGUAUAUGGAUCCGUUGAAACGGUGACGUCAAUCACAUCCAGCGAACUGGAUGAGUUCAAUUGGCGACGUCUACGUUUCUACUUAGUCGAACCGAUGGUGUUCAUACUGCUGUUUGCAUACAAUUUAUCAGAAACCAUCGUGAAGAAUCAGAUAAUUUAUCAAACAUGCACGUCUAUAUUCAAUUUCAAUGAGACUGAUUGCGGACUAUUGGGUACUAAAAAUGCCAGUGAACAUAUUAAGCGAAUAGAGACUACUAUUCAGCCGUAUGCUGCGCGUAUUUUUAUGACAUCCUCACUCAUUGAGAGUUUUGUGCCGGCGUUUUGCGGUGUAUUUAUCGGCGCUUGGUCGGAUCGUUUUGGACGUAAGCCAUUGCUGAUUACAGCUUACAGUGGAUACGCGUUGUACUACGCGAUCGCGGCGAUAAUUGCGCAAUUGUCCACAACCAUUCUGGUGAGCCCAUGGUAUUACCUAUUGGCGGUGUUGCCACUUUCACUGAUCGGUGGCAGUGUUACCUACUCAGUAGCGACCUUUUGUUAUAUUUCCGAUGUGUCCAGUGAACAAGAGCGGCCAUAUCGCAUGACCACAUAUGAGGUUGCUGUAUUCUUUGGACUCAUGGCUGGUUCUUUCGCAUCGGGCUAUCUUUACGAAGCCACCAAUACGACUUUUGUUUUGCUAACAUCAUGUUGUUGUAUAUUUGUGGCCACUUGUAUUAUACUCUGCUUCGUACCGGAGAGCUUAAACCGGCGACGCUUUCAAUUUAUAUACAACGUUGUUGGCGAUACUGAGGAAGCGGAUCAACAGUUGAAUGCUGCUGCAGAGGAAACAGGCGAAAUACGAAAACUCUUCGAUUUGGCAGCAGUGAGGGAAAUGUGGGACACUUGUUUUAAACCACGCGGAUAUAACGAUCGCGCGAUCAUCUGGCUGGCAAUGAUCGCAUCUUUGAUAUCUGUGUUUGUCAUAGAUGGCAGCAUGACUGUGUUUUACUUGUUUAUACGUGAGAUAUUCAAUUGGUCCGUAAAGGAGUUUACCACAUUUGAAACAAUCAACAUGUUUGUGACCACCAUUGGUAACAUAACGGGUGUGAUUCUAUUGAAGAGGUUACUGAAACUCUCAGUGGUUCACAUUGGUAUUCUGGCAUUUUUCAGUGAGGCCGCUGCUAGUUUUACGAAGGCUUUUGCUGUUACAAAUUGGCUUAUGUAUUUAUCGGUCGGUGUUGGAGCUCUGCGAGCGAUGGCGCAUCCGAUGUGUCGCACUGUUGCAUCCAACGUGUUACCGGCAAAUGAAUUAGGAAAAUUUUUCUCCUUCUACGGAGUUUUGCAAGCAUUCCUACCAUUCAUUGCCGCACCGAUAUACACAGGCAUUUAUAGCUUAACGCUCACGACUUUUCCGGGAUUUUACAAUUUGUUAAAUGCCAAUUUGUUUAUAAUAGCCAUUUGUUUUCUGCUCGUGAUCUUGCGCAAGAAGCGUGCUUUUCCAACACGUUAUCAGGAACGACUCUAAAAUAACGGUGUAUUCAUUGUGGUAAUUGUCAACGUCGCAGCGUUGAAAAGAUUUGCAAGCUUGAAUAAUUAAAUAUUAAGUAAUUUUUUAUUGUAUUAUCACAUGUUUGAUUUUAUUUUCACUAUUAAUAGUUUUAUAAUUAUAUGUACAUGUAACAUUAUUAUUCUUUUAUUGAAAUCUAAAAUAUUUUUCUUUGAUCUCUUUUAAAAA